CUAUAUCCUGCAUUGGUGAUCUACUGGAAAAAAUACCAAGAGAGUUUAAUAGAGAAAGUGAUGGCAUGUAAACAACCUAAUGCCAUUACUGGUGAUAGAAGACAUUUUUCCAUGGGACAUAGUGCUAAAUAUUGUGCAUAUACAACAUUCUGUUGCACAGUACCUCAAAUCAUUAGUUUUUCUCUUGUGCAGAGAAAUGAAGUUGGAAAUAGCGCUGGUAUGGAGUUUGAGGGAUUUAAAAGAUCAAUGGAUUUUUUAAAUCUUGCAAUAUUCUAAUCUCCAUGUUAAUCACUGACAGGCACACAAAAUUGCUAAACAUAUGAGAGAGAAUUGUCCAAGUAUUACCCACUACUUUGACCUUUGGCAUUUGACAAAAAAAGUGACCAAAGUCCUGAUCAAACUUGCAAAAUGUGCUGGACGUGAGUCUUUAUCAAGCUGGAUAAGACCUUGUUCCAACUGUUUGUACUGGAGUGCUAUAUCAACACCCUCUGGUAAUGGAAAUGUGAUUGUGGCUAAGUUUAAAUCUUUCCUUGGUCAUGUCGAAAGCCAACACAGUGGAUUUUCAGACCCUUUAUUUGACCAAUGUGCUCAUGAUUCCAUCAUAUAACCAUGGAAAUGGCUAAAUGAAGAUUCUAUAUCAUACAAUAAGAUGUAUGCAGCUUUAACUAAACCAAGGUUGAUUGCUGGAAUCAAAGCUUCUCCAAUGUCUCACACAAGUGCAUUGGAGGGAUUUCACUCAGUUCUUAACCAGUUUGCACCCAAAAUGAUCAGCUAUUCUUUUUCUGGAAUAUUCUGCAGUUAUUCUAUGAAACAUGUGUGAUGAAACAUCUAUGUGUCAUUACAGUUUUUAUUCCCUGGUGCCAAUUUAAACUCUUUUAAGAAAUUGAAUGCAAUUUGAUAUUUCAUGAAGGCAUAUCCUUGCUGUUACUCACUUAAACAGCAAUUUGGACAGGAAUAAUCAAAAGGUUAAUGGAGUACCCGAGGUUAAAGUGCAAUAUCCAAAGUUUAAAAAUGGUGAAGCUGUUGUAAGAAAUGUGAAAGUUGCUCAAGAUUUUGGUAAGCUAUGCCUCUUGUUGCAAUCGCUUUAUCUGAUUUCAAAAACACUGCUGACGAUGAGCUAUCAGUAGAAGAAAACGAUUUACUGAACGUUGUUAGCAAAAAUGAUGAAAACUGGUGGAAGGUAAGCAAUCGGUAUGGAGAAACUGGAUUGGUGCCUGUAAAUAACUUGGCAGCGCAUGUUACUGACGAAGCCAUCAAGAUCAAAUCUCGAGGGAAAACGUUGAUUAGAUAUGACAGCGAAUACGAAGAUGCGUUGUCAGUUUAUAAAGGACAAGAAGUGGCGAUUUUUGAUAAAAGUGAUGAUUAUUGGUGGUAUGUUGGAUUCCGGGGUCAAAUUGGCUACUUGCCUAAAAAUAUUAUAGCAGAAUUCGAGCCACCUAACGGAAACGGCAAUCGAGAUUUGCAAAAGUUUGAAUUCCAAGUAAUGGUGCCUUCAAGAGCUUGUUGUAAAGACGAAACUGAUGUCCUUGUCACAUUUCAAAACCCUCUUCCAAGCAAGGGGCAAUAUUUUGUUAACUUUAAAGGAAAUCAGAGUGACUUAAGGGUUCAUGGUGAAUUUCUCAACGAUUUCACAUUGAAAUUCACCACACCAAUAAACUCUCGUGCAGAAAAAACAAAAGUGACAAUUCAUCAUCAGCGAUUCGGACUCCCCGAGCAGCUAAUUGCUAAAGGAAUUGAUUUUGAGUUCGAAUGUAGUGAAGAUGUCGCUUAUCGCCUUCUAAAGACAGAGGAUGCUCCCUUGAAUACAGUGCACCAUUUACUUGAAAUCUUCAACCCUAAAUAUGAAGACUUGAAGGACGUCAAGAGCGAGAGUAAUCUUGUUUACGAUUACGCAACUGUUCGAUCAUGGAAAAACGUGGAAGAUUGUUAUGAUAAAUACAUUGUCAAUAAUUAUCAGUAUAUCUUCAUGGAUGGUGGCAAAGAAAAGGAUGAAGGCAAUUGUGACGACACAAAUGACGAGAACAAGAGUAGAGGCUUGAAUGUUAACCAAAGAAUGUCAGAGGAAGAGGUUCUGCUCGCUCUUCUUGCAAAGUUUGUGAAAGCACAACAAAUAACACAAAAGCUGGCACAGCAAAUAGCGGACACAUUUUACCUUAAGACGACAGGAGAUGAUCCAGUUUAUGAAGAUAUUAAAGAUGAUGGUUAUAAUGAUGGUGAAUGGGUUAAAAACUUUCUCGACUACGAUUACAACAUUCGAGACGAGAUCCAUAACAAAUUAAAAGAAGUCUCGUGGUUAGGUGGAGCCCUUGGUACUGUGCAUAAAAAUAAAAACAAAGAGUUGCCAUAUGAACAUUUGUAUGUCACAGUUGAUAACAAGGAAAACAAAUCAGAAGAUAUUUUGAGAAAUGAGAUCGAUGAAAAGCUUGGAUUGCAAACAUCAAAAUUUAUUGAAUUCCGAGAUAAACGACCAAAACUAAAUUUUCGAUAUAAAUCAAACCUCCGUGCUGAGGAUAGUACCUUACCAAUAAAUGGUGACAUACAGAUUCAGAGUAACGACAGUUCUCAAAAUAACGAUAGUCUCAACAGUAAUAGUUCUCGCAAUGAUACUUCUCAAAUGAACAAUAUUUCUUGCAGCUCUCUGACAAUGUUUUGUCUUAUGAAUGAAAACUUUUAUGCCUUGACAUGUGCACAUGUUGCUUUUGUUACAGAUCAACUUUCAUCGACACAAACAUUUGGUGAGGAAAAUGAGGUUAUGAUGAUUAUGGAUAACGUUAAUGCCAGAAAUGAAAACGAUGGUAACAAGUAUUUCUACCAGCUCCUCAACUCUGACGAGAAAAGACAACUCGGUAGUUUUCCCUGCAAAACUGUUAGUAAGUUUAACAGUGAAUCUGAUAUGAUGUGUAUUCCAAUUGGAAAGAAAGAAGAUUUCCAACACCUCGGUGGAGAUGAAAUGGAUAAUAUUGUUUUGAAGUUUAAUGAAAUAAAUGAAGAGCUUUACAAAACAGCAAAGAACAAUGAAGGUGUUGUGGAAGUUCGUACAAGUCAUGACACCACUGGUGUUAUCAGUGAACGAAAUUUUUUGUACAUUAACGAGAAAAGGACACCUAUUUUCAAAAAUGCUGUGAAGGUACAAAGUAGGGAUUCUUUUUUGCAGAAUGGUGAUUCUGGAAGACUUGUUUAUUUCAAAGAUCAAGCAAAUAAGUGGCGGCCAUUUGCUUAUGCAGUGUGCGAAAUAGAUGAUGAUAUUGAAAGUGCCGAGAAAUACUGUUUGUGCUUAAAAUUAGAUAAAGCUUUAAAGAUGCUUGAUCUAGAGGAUUGUGAACUUUUUGGAAAGAAUCUUAGUUCCUCUCAUGAAAAAUUAAUGUCUAAUAAAGUGUUAGCAAACAAUAUUUAAUCAAUUAUUGCGUGACAGUGGUGACUUGUGGUGGAUCCGUAAACUAUAUCACGCAUGUAUAGCCAGUAAUUUAACAAGUGUAUUAUUAUCAUUCUAAUUUGUACAUCUAUAUUUAAGAUUAUGUAAGAUUGUGCGUAUUCAAUAUAUAUAAAAUUAUGAUUAUAAUGUCAGUGCUAACCAGUGCAUCCAUAUUUUGUAAUUUAAUUGACUAACCAGACGUAUUAUUUAUUGUAUAAGAUUGUAUAAGCAAGUUUCUUAAUGAUAUAAAUUGUUCAAACUAUUAAACCUUACAAUAUGAGAA
Xenia sp. Carnegie-2017 is the source of this 3695-nucleotide messenger RNA. RefSeq lists its product as uncharacterized. The coding region runs from base 1064 to 3394 and encodes 776 amino acids. The record is from RefSeq and is a predicted model, not a curated record. Lineage: Eukaryota; Metazoa; Cnidaria; Anthozoa; Malacalcyonacea; Xeniidae. The transcript is spliced from 14 exons. Gene Ontology annotation, molecular function: protein binding.